UGAACUUUGACAUCAGUAUAAGAUCGAGGUGUGUGUGAGCUGAAAGUCCAGUCUUAGUGUGCCGUGCUGACUCCACUUUGUCUACUCAGGAUGGCUCUCUUUUUCCUCUUGAUGUGUGUGCUCUUAUCUGCCACCAGCUCAGCUAACAAAGGUGUGCAGACCGGUAUUCGAGUAGCAGCAGGAUCACAGUCGGUGACUCUUCAGCCCUGGCUGGUCGGUCUGACAGCUGUCGUUGGCUUCCUCUUCAUCGUCUUCACCAUCUUGAUUAUUCACAGACUUCUGAGGAAGAACAGAGAGGAUGAAGAACGACGGAGUUAUGAGAACAUGGCUGUAAAGAUUGAUGAUGAUGAUGAUGAUGAUAUUAAGCAAACCAGCCUGUAGUAACACAACGGAGCGUCACCUGUCAUCUAUGAGAAUCAGAAAUGAUGUGUUGGGUUUUUAUUGUUCUACAUAUGAAGUCUUUUAAUUCAAGAAAUUAACAAGAAAAAAUCUAAUGUUUGUUUGCUUUUCUUUUUAAAAUACAGAAAUACAACUCAACAAAAAAAUAUAUAUAUUUUGUUUCACUUGCAAUUAAAUGCAGAUAAUUGUUCCUAAAACAACCUACCACUGUUUCUUUUGUUAUCUAAGCAGGGAUCCCAGAGGUUCCAGAUGUUUCCGGCUCAGUUUUGUGUACAAAAUUUUGGAGUAUUUCACUCAGUGUAAACACAAGAAAUUUAGGUCUUAUAAUUUACAGUUUUUUCCAAUUGCUAAAACACAAUUUUGCAAACUAGGCUGGUUUUAUCAAAAAUACUUAACACAAUUCACAAAACCACACACCCAAACUGCAAAAUACCUCAUAUAUCCUGCAAAAUGAAGCACUGCAACCAAAACUACAUAUAGCAUUAUCAAAAUCAAACUUUUGCACCAAAUGGCACACACUUCAUUCAUAUUACCAGAUUUUAGUCUAACCAGCUACACACUGUUGGGCAUAAUGAAAAGCACUCUCAUCUUUAGUAUGCUUUGCCAUAAUAGUAAAAUAGUUUGAAUUGUAGAAAAUUCUUCAGAUUGUUCACGUGUAUUUGCAGAUACACACGCAUGCUGUUAAAACAUUUAUUUUUUUAUUUUUCACCAAACAAGUCAGUGCUACAUAUACCAGUACAGUAAAACGGCUCACGUUGGGCUGCACUCUCUGUCCAGCCUCUCACAUUGUCAGCCCAUGGUUGAUGACAUGAUCAACUAAGGUUGCUCUGAUUUCAUUUGAAAGUUGUUUUCUUCUUUGGCCAUGAAUUACUCUACCAGCUCUACCCCUACAUCUCACUCUUCCUCUUCCUCCCCCUCUCAUUCUCACCCUCCCUCUUCCUCUUCCUCUCUCUGCAACGUCUUCCAGUGUUGUUGUAAAAAAAAAAGGUGCUCACUUGUGGUCUUUUCAUAGUGCUCACUUCCUGAUUGAAGUGAUAACAAUUAACCAUUGAGGUGUUUGGUCAGGUGGCACAUAUAUUGGCCAAUUAGCUCACAUAGUUUCAUUUUGAAUGGCAGUGUUUUGAAAUGGCAAACAUGUGACUUUAUAUCAGAUUGUUGUGUCUUAUGCAGAGAACCGUGUUCAUUUAAAAAGUGCCAUUUUGAAUUGCAAAAUGUGUGUAAAGCAGAAAAUGUGUUUAGACUUUUGGAGACUUGAGAAGAGGUUUUGCUCUCUGUGUGUCAGUUUAAAUAAUUGUGAUAUGCAUGUCAUUUUAGUGUGUUA
Messenger RNA from Labrus mixtus (cuckoo wrasse), 1720 nucleotides. Its product is annotated as small integral membrane protein 24-like. The record is from RefSeq and is a predicted model, not a curated record. NCBI's taxonomy places the organism in Eukaryota, Metazoa, Chordata, Actinopteri, Labriformes, Labridae. The transcript is spliced from 3 exons. Bases 91 to 381 code for a protein of 96 amino acids.